ACAUCUCCACCGUUGUUCCGCGCUUCGUCCGUAACCCCACACACCCCGCCUCCAGGCUCCAGCCGGCCGCCAUCUCCUCUCCCCCUCUCCGGCAGCGAAGAGCAGACGGAGACGAGAAACAGCGAGAAGGCGCGGCGAGCCGAUGCAGCCCAAGAUCAGCGCGUUCUUCAAGCGGCAGGCAACUGAACUCGAUCUGAACAGCGGUGAUGAGGGGCGUGAGGGGCACGGGCAAGGAAGCGGCGGCGGCGCGGCGGAGGCGAAGCGGUCCCCGAGCUGCGCGGGCGGCGACCUCCGCAGCAAGAAGAGGACCUACGCGCAGUUCCAUCUGGAGCUGGGGCAGUCCGAUUUCCUCCUCCACACGUGCUCCAUCUGCGGCAUGAUGUACGCCCGCGGGAACGACGACGACGAGAAGGUGCACAAGGCGUACCACAAGAGCUAUUUCGAGGGCGUCCCGUUCAAGGGAUGGCGCAAUGAAACCGUGAUUGCAAGGUCCGAGGGGGGAGACCGGGUAAUUCUUGCGACCGAUGAAAAUUAUUGUAUGUGGAAUAGGAAGGUCAAAGAGGUGAUCAGAGUGGUGGAGAAGGAGCUAGGAUUUGGUGAAGGGCAGCUCCUUCAUAAACUUUGCAAGGUUUAUCUGUACAUAUCUGACCAGAGGAUUGUGGGCUGCCUUGUCACUGAACCGAUAAAAGCAGCACAUAGAGUUAUUUCUAGCUCCACAGAAGAAAGCAGUAGUGAUUUGCCGGCUAAUAAUAGCAAAUCGGGGAAAAUAGAUCAUACAUUAGAGUUUGGGAAAAUCUGUUUGAAGAGGGAAAUCAUAAGACGGCAUAAUCAUUCUGUGAAGAACAAAGAAGGGUACCGGGAUCCUGGUGCCAUAAUCUGUGAAGAGGAAGCUGUUCCUGCACUUUGUGGGUUUCGAGCCAUCUGGGUAGUACCAUCACGGAGAAGAAAACGAAUAGCCUCAAAACUAAUGGAUGUUGCAAGGAAAACGUUUUGCAAAGGAGGGACUUUGGGGAUGUCACAGUGUGCUUUCUCGCCGCCAACCUCCUCCGGGAAGGCACUAGCAUGCCGCUACUGCAAGACCAGUGCAUUCUUAGUCUACAGAGACGGAGAUGUAUAAGAGAAGCUACACUACGAGUCCCCUCUAAAACUUUCUUCCUCUUGUAAACUACUAUUUUGUUAUUGGACACCUGGGACUGAGAUAAAUAGGGCGCUUUUGGCUUUGCCAGUACCGUGCCGAGUCUGUAACUUGAACCCAGAUUGGGCAGCUUCUACCAGAAGGACCCUAGCCAAACUGAGCUAUUCUUUGUAGCUCCUCAUUGUAACAAGUAAUAACAUUUGCCUUGCUA
Messenger RNA from Phragmites australis (common reed), 1346 nucleotides. RefSeq names its product protein CHROMOSOME TRANSMISSION FIDELITY 7. The coding region runs from base 143 to 1117 and encodes 324 amino acids. Gene Ontology annotation, biological process: mitotic sister chromatid cohesion. The transcript has 6 exons. Gene Ontology annotation, molecular function: protein-lysine-acetyltransferase activity. The record is from RefSeq and is a predicted model, not a curated record. Gene Ontology annotation, cellular component: chromatin; nucleus. Lineage: Eukaryota; Viridiplantae; Streptophyta; Magnoliopsida; Poales; Poaceae.